Molecule: messenger RNA, 3022 nt
Organism: Salvelinus fontinalis (brook trout)
Lineage: Eukaryota; Metazoa; Chordata; Actinopteri; Salmoniformes; Salmonidae
Product: OX-2 membrane glycoprotein-like
Exons: 14
Coding region: 1012-2241 (409 amino acids)
Molecular function (GO): cell-cell adhesion mediator activity
Source: RefSeq, a predicted model, not a curated record
UCUGGGUCUGACACAGUGUGAGACUGGAAGGAGGGAGCGCUCUGGGCUCCAUUGACAGGAGCUGGCUUGUCCUCUAGAGCAGGACCAGGUAGUAGCUCUAUGACAGCGUAAAGGGCUCUGGCUCUGGCGGAGACUCCCCAACCAGACCAGGCAGGGACCUCCAGACGAGGGGAAACUGAGUCUUAGGGUCAGGAGACAGAUCUGCAAUAAUGGCUUUAUAUAAUACUGGACGCUUACAUUUUUUCUGGAUUUGGGGACUAUGAAAAAAACCCUGGUGGCAUGUCUGGUGGGGUAAGAGUGUGUAUCAGAGCUGUGUGUAAGUUGACUAUGCAAACAAUUUUGAAUUUUCAACACUUUAAUGUUUCUUAUAAAACAUUGAAUGUUAGCUAGAGACUGGUAUUCAGGCUAGUCCAUUUUCCCCUUGACACAUGAAUAUCUUACAUGUCGUUCUCACACACACUUGAUUGUGCAUGCUGGCUACACCUGUAUAAUAUACAGUACUUACAAAUCAAAUCUGCUUGCUGUGUAGAGCAGAGUUCAGACGCCACCCUUAUCUUUGAUUUCACCACGGCUGUAGGGAGAGACUUACUUCACAGCUACAUCUUUGAGCACGCAAUGGUACUGACACACACAAGGGAAAAACCUUCAUAUAUGUUAAGUUCAUCUCACCAUUAGAUUCCCUUAGCUAUGCAUGAUGACACAUAAUGUUAUUACCUCCAACCUUGUAAUGGUGUUUUCCUGAUACUGUUCUGUGUUUAUUUUCACUUUCACUGGAGGAGGAGCUGUAGAGACUAGCAACUGUCCUUUUCUCUGUGGGAGGAGCUCACAACACAAAGCCACAUUCAAAAUUGGCCAACAAGGUUGCAGAACAGAGCUUGUUAUUUUUGAAACUAUCCAAUGUACUAAGUUACCAUGCCUCACUUGAAAACAGUUCCUAGCUUCAAAUAAUGCUUUGCCACACAUCAUUUGCCAGGUCCAUCACCUAGCUUCACCAAGCCACACAUUGCUGCCAUGGCUCAUGUUAACAGUUACCUUUCUAUUCUGCUGCUAUUCCUUCCUGAGGGGUUCUCUCAGCUGGUGAGAACACAGCAUGUUGUCACAGCAACCCUGGGAGAGGAUGCUCACCUCAGCUGCAGGCUCAUGAAACCCAAAGAUGUGCUUCAAGUCACCUGGCAGAAAGUGACACCAGGGGCGACUGAAAACGUGGCCACCUACAACACACGAUUUGGACCAGUAGUCAACCCACCUUUUCAGAGGAAUGUGGAGUUUGAAGACGAGGGACUGCAGAACUGCUCUAUUGUCAUCAGAGGAGUGUCAAGAGGAGAUGAGUCCUGCUACAAGUGUCUGUUUAACGCCUAUCCAGAUGGAGCUAUCAGUGGCAGGACCUGCCUCCAUAUUAAUGAGCUGUAUGGACCCUCACUCGUCAUCACACAAACCAACAACAGUCACACCACUCUGUCCUGUUCUGCUACGGGACGACCUGCUCCUACAGUAACCUGGGACCACAUAGAAAACAUCAGUCUAGACAAAUCCACCAUGGCUGAAGUCACCCAUCCCAAUGAAACAGUCACUGUCACCAUAACUGCUAUGGUGGCAUCGUCCAAUCUACCUGACAAAGACACCAGGGUUAGGUGUGUAGCGUCAUCCGGUGGUGCCGUCAAGGACUUUUCCAUGGUGAUUCCAACUAGGGAUCAAGCUUCCUUUGCAGGCCAAUCUCAGGUCUCUGAUGAUGACAGGAUCAGUGGUGCAGUGAUUGGUGCAGUGAUGGGUUCCGUAAUGGGUUCAAUGUGUCUCAUUGCUGUAUUCUGUGUAAUAUGGCUGCAAAAGAGGAGAAAAGACACCUCAUCCAGAAAACCCCCAGUUCCUGACCCUGAAAUCAGCAGGACUCCCUUAAAGACACCACCAACAUCCAAACAUGUCACACCAACCUCCGGUCCAUCACAAAUGUCACAGGUCACAGGUCACACCAGCUCAACAAUCAAGCGUAGGAUGACUAAGAACUCCAGUCCGUCACACAUGAUACCAUCCCUCAUAUCGUCAGACAAGUGUAGGAUGCAACCAGCUCAGGAGGCUGUAAAGAAGACCACACCAAUCUCCAGUCCAUUCAAAAUGUUAGACUCUCUCAGCUCCUCAGCCAAGCGUAUGCUGCAACAAGCACAAGAUGUUGUGAAGAAAUUAUCUCCUGCGAGACCAGAUGACCUGCAAUGUAGAAGGAAACUUUUAGAGGGUUACGAGGACUGAGUAACCACCAUACUGCCUUGGACACAUCUGUGUGGUUCAGAGACCGUUUCUAUCCAUAGGCAUUGUGGGUACUGAAUAGUGGACUGAAUGGCUGACACACAUAAGCCUGCUGGUUAUUGUAUAUAUAAAUACAGUAUGUAAAUAUAGUUUGUAGUUGGUUAAUGAUGAAACAUGAUAAAUCCACACUAGACUUGUUUGUGGUUUUAUUCUUCACUUUUUUAUAAAUCAAAUGUUGUAUAUUAUAGUCUACACAAUGUCAUAAUGUAGACUACUUUAAUGGUGUGUGUUAUGAUAUUAUAACCUACACAAUGUAGACUACUUUAAUGUUGUGUGUUGUGAUAUUAUAACCUACACAAUGUCAUAAUGUAGACUACUUUCAUGGUGUGUGUUAUGAUAUUAUAACCUACACAAUGUCAUAAUGUAGACUACUUUAAUGUUGUGUGUUGUGAUAUUAUAACCUACACAAUGUCAUAAUGUAGACUACUUUAAUGGUGUGUGUUAUGAUAUUAUAACCUACAUAAUGUAGACUACUUUCAUGGUGUGUGUUAUGAUAUUAUAACCUACAUAAUGUAGACUACUUUCAUGGUGUGUAUGUUUUUGUGUGUGUGUGUGUUUUCUUCACUUUUUAUAAAUCAAAUGCUGCAAUAUUCUCAAUGUUGUGAUGUCCUUUGUUGUGUGUUUGUUUUCUACUUUUAUUAAUAAAAUGUUCAAACAAUACUGUAAUGUAUGUUGUGACAUCGCUUGUUAUACAAUGUGUCAUAAAUCUGCUGCUGGCAAUGCU